Molecule: messenger RNA, 907 nt
Organism: Achroia grisella
Lineage: Eukaryota; Metazoa; Arthropoda; Insecta; Lepidoptera; Pyralidae
Product: zinc finger protein 236-like
Exons: 2
Coding region: 152-907 (251 amino acids)
Source: RefSeq, a predicted model, not a curated record
UUAUAUUUACAUUUACCACAAUAUUGGCAAUCAAACAUACAGCUAACCUUAUGGUUAGAGGAGCCUAUUUCAAUUACUCAUCUUUCUAUUUCAGUGUAUAAGUUUGCCAACUUUAACAGCAACAACCAAACUUAAUUUUGAUUAUUCCUACAUGUAUGAAUUAGACGCGAUAAAAAUAGAAAAAGCAGAAACAGUAUCAAAUAAAUUUGUAAGUGAUAUUGAAAUAAUUGUUGAAUGUAAAGCAGAAAUUGAUAAAUUAGAGAAUUACAACAACACUGGUAAUGCUCUGGAGGAUGGCCAACAUUCAAAUAUAGAAAAUGACAAUUUCAAUGAUUGGAUUGAUACUGAAUUAGUAAAUUAUGAUAAUGACAUUACUAGUAAUAAAAACAUUGUUGAUGAUGUAAAUAGAGAAAAUACUACAAUUAAAGAGGAAAUUAGUGGUACAGACAAAACUGAAGACAAAGAUUUUAUUAAAGUAUUACAAACUGAGGUGAUUGAUGUAAAUAUAAAAAGGAAAAAAUCUCAUCUUAAAAUACCCGAACCACAAAGAUAUAAAACUGUAUGUAUAUCAAAUUAUAAUAUUAAUGAGAGUAGAAUGAGAUUUUAUAAUAGAAUUCCUAUUAAUCAUGAUGAAGUUCAGUUUUGCCUAGAUAAGGAAAAGAAUAGUAAAGGUAUUAAAGGCAAAAGGAAGUUUAAUUGUGAAACAUGUGUUGGUUUUGAGGUGGAAAAACAACUUUUACAGCAUAAUGAAGAGUUUCAUUCAACCAAUCGGAUAUUGAAUAAUCAUAUACGCACGUACACAGGGGAGCGCCCAUUUCUGUGCACGCAGUGCCCAGCAGCAUUCGGACAGAAAACGGCACUGGUGGCACACACGCGGGCCAUACACAAGGAAGGACGCUGGAAUUGA